Messenger RNA from Prionailurus viverrinus (fishing cat), 1055 nucleotides. It is a transcript of the gene PLAC1, whose product is annotated as placenta enriched 1. The record is from RefSeq and is a predicted model, not a curated record. The coding region runs from base 287 to 925 and encodes 212 amino acids. The transcript has 3 exons. Lineage: Eukaryota; Metazoa; Chordata; Mammalia; Carnivora; Felidae.
GGGAGUGUUCCCCUACAGAAGUUGCUGGAAGAAAACCCCCAGGGAAGUGUUAGCCACACGCUCUGACCUCUAGGAGGAGCACCAAGCUUCUGGUCUUGCAGACAUUCCCGAGGAAAACUUGCUUGAGGAGUCUGCGUCAGGGAGUCCAACGUUUAGCUGCCUUCACCAGCGAGCACAAAGCCACAUUUCAAAGGAGACUGACAAAUUAUCCCCAGCUGCCAGAAGGAGAAAUCCUCACCAGACAACUUCCUGUUUCCUGAGAGUCGUUACCUGAUCAGCUACAGGGAUGAAAGUUUUGGAGUUGAUAGGAGGGAUGGUCAUCCUCACCUCUGUGUUUUCGGCCUGUUCCGCACAAAGUCCGAUGACUGUACUGUGCUCCGCAGACUGGUUCAUGGUCACAGUACACCCCUUCAUGUUGAAUAAUGAUGUAUAUGUUCAUUUCCAUGAAUUACACUUGGGCCUGGGUUGCCCUGCCAACCACGUUCAGCCACACAUGUACCAGUUCACCUACCGUGUCACUGAAUGUGGCAUCAGGGCCAAGGCUAUCUCUCACAAUAUGGUUCUAUAUAGCACCGAGUUGUACUAUGUUUCAAAAGUUACCUCUUCUAAGCAGGUGAUCCCAGUGUCAUGUGCAGCUCCCCAGCAGUCCCCAUGGCUUACUCUGCCCUGCUCCGCGAAAGUAGCCAGUGGCACAGGAACCACAACCCAGAAUGGUGAGGCAUGCGGUGAGGUGUUCACCUUGUCACAGUCCAACCAGAGGCCCAACUGCGAUUGCCCACCUUGUGUGUUCAACGAAGAAGAGGGUGCCCAGGCCCCAUGUCACCAAGCAGAGGCUCAGGAGGGCCAGCUUAUGCAGCCAUCUUCCCUUGUUAAUAUUUCUGAGGAUUGGUCUCUUCACUCAGACGAUCUGAUUGGGUCCAUGUGAUCCCCAGGUUUGAGGUCUCCUGUAGAGGCUCUUUAUGACGUUAGUAUAUAAUAUUUUCUAGUAUCAGACAAAUAAGUGUUCUGGCAUCCCCUUUGUGAGUGCUUUUGAGAGAGGACAACUCAUAGUAACU